Messenger RNA from Myotis davidii, 1819 nucleotides. It is a transcript of the gene TTYH3, whose product is annotated as tweety family member 3. The record is from RefSeq and is a predicted model, not a curated record. Gene Ontology annotation, molecular function: intracellularly calcium-gated chloride channel activity; volume-sensitive chloride channel activity. Gene Ontology annotation, cellular component: plasma membrane. The coding region runs from base 1 to 1161 and encodes 386 amino acids. The transcript is spliced from 9 exons. Lineage: Eukaryota; Metazoa; Chordata; Mammalia; Chiroptera; Vespertilionidae.
AUGCUGGGCAGGUGGCUGGGCUACCUGGGCCUGCUGCUGCUGGACGUGGCCAUCUGCCUGCUGGCGCUGGUGGGCCUCAUCCGCAGUUCCAAGGGCAUCCUCGUAGGGGUCUGCCUGCUGGGGGUCCUGGCCUUGGUCAUCAGCUGGGGUGCGCUGGGCUUGGAGCUGGCUGCGUCUGUGGGCUCCAGUGACUUCUGUGUGGAUCCCGACGCCUAUGUGACCAGGAUGGUGGAGGAGCACGCGGUGCUGAGUGGGGGUGAGCCUGUGCCCACCCCCACCAGCCUCCAGAGCGGCGUGCUGGCGCCCCCUCGGGCCCCGGCGCAGCCACUCACCCUGGACGCCCCAUGUGGGCAGGGCCCCGGGCGGGGGUGGGCGCUGGCUGUGGCCCUGCUGCAACCGCGGCCUCUCUCUGAGCAGAAGCUGUCGGGCAGCCACAAGGCGCUGGUGGAGAUGCAGGACAUCGUGGCCGAGCUCCUGAGGACGGUCCCCCGGGAGCACCCGGCCACGCAGGACCCUCUGCUCCGCGUGCAGGAGGCGCUGAACGGCACGGAGGUGCACCUGCAGCACCUCACGGCGCUGGUGGACUGCCGCAGCCUGCACCUGGACUACGUGCAGGCGCUGACCGGCCUCUGCUACGAUGGCGUCGAGGGCCUCAUCUACCUGGCCCUCUUCUCCUUUGUCACCGCGCUCAUGUUCAGCUCCAUCGUCUGCAGCGUCCCACACACCUGGCAGCAGAAAAGAGGCCCCGAGGAGGUCGGGGAGGAGGAGGCCGGAACCAGAGGCCACUGGAUGGGUCACUGGUGUGAGCACACGCCUGGGCGUGGCUGGCCGUUGGUGCUCAGCCAUCGCUACCCCUGUCCUGCCCACCCAGCUGCACGGUGGGACCACGCGGUCACUCAGCCCCUCUCCUUGCUCCUCAGGAGCCAGAAUGCCAAUUUCCAGAACCCCCGCUGUGAGAACACCCCCCUCAUCGGGCGCGAGUCCCCGCCGCCCUCAUACACGUCCAGCAUGAGAGCCAAAUACCUCGCCACCAGCCAGCCGCGCCCCGACUCCAGCCCCUGCUCUUCCCUUGCCAGCAGCGCGCCUCCCCCUGGCUCCCCCAGGCCGCCAGCCCGGCUGCACCCUCCCCCGUUUCUGCAGGGGCCCUGCCAAUGGAGAUGAGGGGUUCUGAGCUGCACCCUGUCCUUGGGGUCCAUGCCUGGACACAUGGGAGCACUGUCACGGACACAGGGCCCUCGCGGUCCCCCACCCCUCUGCCCUCUAAGGAUUCGGGUUCGCAGAGCCCUGCUCUGGGCCAGGCGGCAGCCCCUGCAGCACGGACCCUGGACCUGCGCCUCCAGCUCAGCCCUUCCCUCCGCAGCCCUGACGCCUCUGUGGUCACGCGCUGCCCUCUGCCCAGCCCUCCGUGCUCCUGCGUGUCUCUGGCUCCUUCUCUCCCCCCUGACCACAGGCCCCUCCAGCCAGUUGCCAGAGGUUCCUGGGCCCACCUCCGCCUCUGCCUCCGCCAGCUCCGCUCUCUCCCUCUAGCUCCUGCGGCGCCCGCCCUCCACGCGGCCAGAGGACAGCCGGAAUCGCCGAGCCUGGGCCGCUCACCAUGGUGCCAAACCCCCUCCCCACAGGCCUGGCACCCUGUUCCGGUUCAUUCUUUGCACUAACCAUGCUCCUCAUCUCUAGGGUACGUGGGCCGCGGGCCGCACACUCCCUCCCGGCCCCCUUCCACCCAGGACAGGUGCCGUGGCCUGGAGCCUGGCCACGGGGCGUGGGGGGCGGGGGGACCUGAGCUGCCUGUGAAUGAGCCCUUGGCCCUGCCUCCCGGGAC